UGUUACUGCAGUGUAUGCAGUCUGCAUCUCUUCACCCUUCACCACGUAAUUGGACUGUAUGUAGCUGCUUUUGGAUUGAUCAUUCUUGACUUUUUUUCUUGGAUAUAAAUGACUGAUUUCCAAAUGGUUUCCUCAGAUUUUACAGCAGAUGAGAGGAUGGAGAUCGAAAGCAUAAAGACGCAUAAGAAAGAUCUUCUGGAUGAUAUCCAGAAGUUGAAGAUGGAGAUCGACAACGUCAUGGCAGAAAUACUCAGCUUUGAGUCUUCAGAGGAAAACAAGACUAUUGAGAAGAGCAAACGGUUCUCUAAUGGUAAGAAGAAAUUCAACAUGGACCCCAAAAAGGGGAUCACUUACCUGGUGGAGAAUAAGCUGCUGGAUGGGAGUGCUCAAUCCAUCGCUGAGUUCCUCUAUAAGGAGGAGGGACUGAACAAGACAGCUAUUGGAGAAUUUCUUGGAGAAAGGGAGGAGCUCCACCUGCAGACCCUGAAGGCCUUUGUGGAGUUGCACGAGUUCUCCGACCUCAACCUGGUCCAGGCCCUCAGACAAUUUCUGUGGAGUUUCCGUCUGCCGGGUGAAGCCCAGAAGAUCGACCGCAUGAUGGAGGCCUUUGCUACACGCUACUGUGACUGCAACCCUCAUGUCUUCCAGUCGACAGACACAUGCUACAUCCUGUCAUUUGCCAUCAUCAUGCUCAACACCAGCCUGCACAACCCCAACGUGAAGGACAAGACCACCCUGGAGCGUUUCAUCUCCAUGAACAGAGGCAUCAACAACGGAGAUAAUCUCCCUGACGACCUGCUUUCGAAACUGUACGAGAGCAUUCACAACGAGCCUUUCAAAAUCCCAGAGGAUGAUGGGAAUGAUCUCACACACACCUUCUUCAAUCCCGACAGAGAAGGCUGGCUCCUCAAACUCGGAGGGCGAGUCAAGACGUGGAAGAGGCGCUGGUUCAUCCUUACUGACAACUGCCUCUACUACUUUGAAUUCACCACUGAUAAAGAGCCCAGAGGCAUCAUCCCUCUAGAGAACCUGUGUGUGAGAGAAGUUCCAUAUCCUCGUAAACCGUAUUGUCUGGAGCUGUACAACCCGAACAGUCGCGGGCAGAAGAUCAAAGCUUGCAAAACGGAGACAGACGGUAGAGUAGUUGAAGGGAAGCACCAGUCGUACACCAUCUGUGCAGCCAGCGCAGAGGAGAGAGACUCUUGGAUCGAGGCCAUCAGAGCCAGCAUCACCAAGGAUCCUUUCUAUGAUUUGGUCUCAGUACGUAAGAAGAAGGUGAUAAACCAAGCUCCCCAGGACUGAGCUGCCCACUGCCCCCUCAUGGACAUAUAAAGUACCUCACCCCAGUGGGAUUCAGUCCUCUUCAAGUUGCAGUAAAUAUACAACUGUAAGGGACCCUGGAGCUCUGAAUCCGAGCUCUGACUUUGGGCUAAAAGAAGGACUUCUCUUUCCACUUCUCUUUUUACAGACUGAACUUAACUGUGUCAAAGGGAAGAGACAGUGACUCAUGUUUGUUGCUCUAUCAGCAUGAAAAGCUGCAACAAGUUUGUGUGCUGAUAAUGGGAACUGAAUCGUUCUCAGCACAAGUGUAAAGAUGUAAUCUAUUCAUCUGUUAAGAUUUGUUUUUCAAAAUGUUGCUGUGUAGUAGUGUCAGAUUUUCUUCUAACAUGAGACAUUGAUUCUGGGAUGUUGUCCCGUCGCUCUACAAGAUUUUAGAAUAUGGAAGAGAAAUUGAUCAAGCCCAACAGACAGCUUCCUAAAAUGUUCUCCUGAAGCUCCAAAAAUGGAUGUAUAGAGGUAAAAUAACAAUUAAAUGUUCUCUUCUGUACGUCUGAAGAUGUAAAUAUUGAUUUUUUUUAAAGCUUUUUUGGGGAGAUAUGUUGUUGAUGUUGUUGUAGAGUUUCUAGUACUUUAUAGAUCGAUCAAGAACACUUGUUCUGACAGGUCGAACCUGCAUUUUCUUUUUUAUUGUAAUCGACAUUUUUUUGCACAGUGCAAUAACCUACAGCAUGCAUAUAUCUGCUUUGAUUUAACUGCAAAUAUACACUUUAAAUGUAAUGUAAUUUCCACGUCACUUAAUUAUUUAAUAAAAAGGUAUUCAGGUGCUUGUAGACAUGUUGACUGGAUCCUGUUUUUUUGGUUGUAACAACUGUGUUUCUAGAUUAACAACUCUGAAACUUCGAGACCACACCUCACUUCCUCAUGUUUACUGCCUCUACAUUUUCGAUGUGUGUGUAUGUAGACAUGCUCGGUUCACAUCCUUGUGUGUGCUUCUGUACUAAAAUCAACUUGAUGGUUUAAUGCAAUAUCCCAAAUAGAGGUUUCAGAAACCAUCUAAGCUGCCUUUAACCUACUUCAGAUCAUAUUUCACAUCUUGUUUAACAUCUUGUUGUUGUUGUUAGUGUAUUAUAAAUAUGUCUGCGUUAAAAUAGUUCUAAAUUCUGUAAGAAUAUUCUUGUUAACAUAUAAUUGUGCCAACAUCAAUACAAAAAUGUUUUCGAGAGUUUCAGCUCCAUAUAACGGCAAAUUAAAAAAAAAGUCAAAUGCUGUAAAACAGUUCAAAUGAAAAGAUACGAGAAUGAGUUAUACUCUUGGCAUUAUGAUCGUCCUCAUAUUAUUAUACAAUAUUUUGUUACCAUAGUAUGAAGAGAGGAUUGUGUUGUCGAGCUAAUGCUAGCGCUUUCAUAGUUAGUUAAUGAUCUUUUUCAUUCACAGAUGAACUAUUAUUUACAAAAUGAACAUCAGUGAAGAAGACUUCAGUUAGAUUGAGAUCUUAAACUGUUUAAGAAAAUGUUUUACUAAAGUAAUAAUAAUACUUCUACUACUUAGUAACUUCUGGAGGCCACAUACACUUCUCAUAUACGUUUGAUGGUUGUAAAUACUGUAUGCCUUUGAGUUUCUAAAGCACUCCAAAACAUUUUCAAAUGUGGUACGUUUAAUGUGACAACCAUCAGCAAGAACACACAGCCACUGUUUAUGUUUGUGUCUCUGUCAACCAAUGUAGUUUAUGUUGUUUGAUCAUUACUUUUUUGGUUUUUGUUCCUCAUUUUGUUUUUAUGUAAAUUUGUAUACCACCAACCUACAGAUGGAAAUUAGCCUACAGCUAUAACCUUUCCUAUUUACAUGUUUAUGUUCAUUUAUGUUGACUAUCCCUAUUUUAAACAGAAGAAUAAGACAAUUAAAUGCGUAAAAAGAUAA
Labrus mixtus (cuckoo wrasse) is the source of this 3198-nucleotide messenger RNA. RefSeq names its product cytohesin-4-like. The coding region runs from base 109 to 1302 and encodes 397 amino acids. Gene Ontology annotation, biological process: regulation of ARF protein signal transduction. The record is from RefSeq and is a predicted model, not a curated record. Lineage: Eukaryota; Metazoa; Chordata; Actinopteri; Labriformes; Labridae. The transcript has 13 exons. Gene Ontology annotation, molecular function: guanyl-nucleotide exchange factor activity.